Molecule: messenger RNA, 1185 nt
Organism: Babesia ovata
Lineage: Eukaryota; Apicomplexa; Aconoidasida; Piroplasmida; Babesiidae
Product: membrane occupation and recognition nexus MORN1
Exons: 5
Coding region: 1-1185 (394 amino acids)
Source: RefSeq, a predicted model, not a curated record
AUGGCAGUGGCGUAUCCAAAUUCGCGACAAAGUGCUUUGUCAAGUGUGCCGGAUACAGACAACAGAGCGAACUCAUACACGGGGCAGGUCCAGGAUGGCCUUUUCCACGGCAAGGGGAUAUUUUACUACGGAGAUAACGAACGCUAUGAAGGGGAUUUUGUAUAUGGCAAGAGAGAAGGAAAAGGAAAGUUCUACUAUGCAGAUGGGUCUAUAUAUGACGGAGAUUGGGUAGAUGACAGAAUAAAGGGCAAAGGUGUCGCCUAUUUUGCAAGCGGAAAUGUAUAUGAAGGGCAGUGGGAAAAUGGUAGAAUUAAUGGGUAUGGAACACUGAAGUACGUAAAUGGCGAUGAGUACGAAGGAGAAUGGAUAGAUGGCGCUAUGCACGGACAGGGGACAUACCGGUACGCAGAGGGAGAUGUUUAUGCGGGAGAAUGGAGAAAUGAUAAAAGGCACGGAAAGGGCACUGUGACAUACGUAUCCACGAAGGGAGCGGUCCUGGAGUCCUACGAGGGGGAUUGGGUAGACAACGUAAUGAGUGGGAAGGGCAAAUACCAGUACGCCGACGGUAGCGUUUAUGAAGGUGAUUGGUAUAACGGGAAGAUGCAUGGCAACGGCAAGUAUACAUUCCCAGAUGGAAACAAGUAUGAGGGGGAAUGGUCGAAUGAUCAGAAAGAAGGGUACGGAAUAUUAAUGUACACAAAUGGAGAAAAAUACGAAGGGUACUGGGUGGACGAUAAAGCGCAUGGCACAGGAACCCUUACGUAUCCCUCCAACGAUAAAUAUGUUGGAGAGUGGGCCGAUUCGAAAAAACAUGGUUGUGGCGAAUUGAUUUAUGUAAAUGGUGAUCGUUUCAAAGGUAGUGUUUUUAGUGGUGUGAUUCAGUGCAUCGCAGGCACGUGGGCAGAAGAUGAAGCCAAUGGUUAUGGAAUUUUCGAAUAUGCGAAUGGGAAUCGAUACGAAGGUGAUUGGCUCAUGAACAAACGUCACGGCAAGGCGACUUUCUACUGCCAUGAGGACGGUUGCAUAUACAAGGGGGGAUACGCAGAAAACAAGAAAGAGGGACUCGGUACCCUGACACUGGGCGGUGGGCAUGUUUUACGCGGUACAUGGCGUCGUGGAACACUGAUAUCUAUAGAGAAAUUCGAAAUGUCGCCAACAUCCAGCUGGAGCAACCCCGAUCUAUGA